This is a messenger RNA of Mycena indigotica, 1023 nucleotides long. RefSeq lists its product as uncharacterized. Lineage: Eukaryota; Fungi; Basidiomycota; Agaricomycetes; Agaricales; Mycenaceae. The record is from RefSeq and is a predicted model, not a curated record. The transcript has 8 exons. The coding region runs from base 1 to 1023 and encodes 340 amino acids.
AUGCCUGCUUUCCUGGAGGAUGUCUUUGCGCCCCCGCUCAUCGGCACAUGGAUCAACUCCAUGGUAUACAUGGUGGAGCUGCUCCUCGCGUACGAGUACUAUACCAACAAACACCUUCGUUCGCCAGGCGCAAAUACCACCUUCGUGCGCUGGAUCGUCGCCUUGCAAUUGCUAAUUGACACCGUGGGGACGAUAGGAGAUUCGGCCUUCGCUUAUCUGAUGCUUGUUACCCACUGGGGUGACAUGGCCUACCUUGCAUACAAUGCGUGGCCUGGGGCUGUCUAUUGCAUAACGUCCGGUAUCAGUGGCUUCAUUGUCCAGCUUUACCUCGUCUGGCGCUACGGUAUACUGUCGAAAAACUACGUCAUCUGCGGCAUACUGGUACUCGGAGCGUUGACCGCCGUCAGCGGGGCCAUUGGGCUCGGAAUAUUAUCGAUGGUACACCGAAGCACCAGCGACAGAAAGAAGAUUGUGCCUAUCUCCAUGGUAUGGCUUAUCGCGUCUGUUGUGACGGACAUUGGCGUCGCAGGCGCGCUGGUCAUCACCCUGCGCGGCUUCAAGAGCAAUUUUAAGAGCACGCGUAGCAUCAUCCACCGACUUAUCGUAGGGGCGAUCCAGACCGGCUCCGCCACCGCCGUCGUCGCCGCUGUGACGCUGAUAACAUUCGCGCUGUGGCCGAACACAGCCCUCUCCCUCGCGCCAGGCUUCUUUCUCGGCCGGCUCUACGGCUGCACGCUCCUGUUCAACCUCACCACGCGCCGGAUGGGCGGCGCGGGCGACCCGAGCGACGCGUCUGACGAGCACUUCUCAGGCUCACGCGGCGCCUCGGGGACCGCUCGAGAUCGUGAUCGCGCGACGCGGCUGGAUACGUUUGGCGGUAUCCAUGUCCACCAGAUCGUGCAGGUUAACAAUGACGACGAUAUUCGUGGCCUUGACUCGAAGCUGGCGCGCAGCGCGGUGGACGACACGGGCGACGAGGCCAGCGUGGGCGAGAGCAAGGCCCAUAUAGCGGGAGUUAUUUAG